This is a messenger RNA of Melopsittacus undulatus (budgerigar), 2555 nucleotides long. Its product is annotated as calcium-activated potassium channel subunit alpha-1-like. The record is from RefSeq and is a predicted model, not a curated record. Gene Ontology annotation, cellular component: postsynaptic membrane. Gene Ontology annotation, biological process: potassium ion transmembrane transport. The transcript has 5 exons. Lineage: Eukaryota; Metazoa; Chordata; Aves; Psittaciformes; Psittaculidae. Gene Ontology annotation, molecular function: large conductance calcium-activated potassium channel activity. The annotation marks the transcript as partial.
GCUUUACACCCCCUGGGAUGGAUAGGUCAUCUCCAGACAACAGUCCAGUCCAUGGCCUUUUACGUCAACCCUCCAUUACAACAGGAGCCAACAUCCCUAUUAUAACAGAGUUAGUAAAUGAUUCAAAUGUUCAGUUCUUGGACCAAGAUGAUGAUGAUGAUCCAGACACAGAACUGUAUCUCACGCAGCCAUUUGCAUGUGGAACCGCAUUUGCUGUCAGUGUAUUGGACUCUCUCAUGAGCGCAACAUACUUCAAUGACAAUAUCCUCACACUGAUACGGACAUUGGUAACAGGAGGAGCCACACCAGAGCUGGAAGCACUGAUUGCUGAGGAAAAUGCAUUGAGAGGAGGUUACAGCACGCCCCAGACACUUGCAAACAGGGACAGGUGUCGAGUUGCUCAGUUGGCUUUGUAUGAUGGGCCAUUUGCAGACCUAGGGGAUGGAGGUUGUUAUGGAGAUCUAUUUUGUAAAGCAUUGAAAACAUACAAUAUGCUUUGCUUUGGAAUUUAUCGAUUAAGGGAUGCACAUCUAAGUACUCCCAGCCAAUGCACUAAACGUUAUGUUAUCACAAACCCGCCAUAUGAAUUUGAGCUUGUGCCGACAGACUUGAUCUUCUGUUUGAUGCAAUUUGACCACAAUGCUGGCCAGUCUCGGGCCAGUCUUUCUCAUUCCUCCCAUUCCUCCUAUUCUUCCAGCAAGAAGAGCUCAUCAGUUCACUCCAUCCCAUCAACAGCAAACCGACCGAAUCGCACCAAGACCAGGGAUUCACGGGAAAAACAGAAGUAUGUGCAGGAAGAUAGACUUUGAUACGUGUACCUGCUCCCACUGUGUGUGAAACUUGCAUUCACCACCCAUUCUCCCCAGUUAAUGUUUCCAGCAGUAAUGUUCCCCAUUUUCCCAUGGAGUUCUCCCCUUUUUGUACACAUAUUUUGCAUAUGUAUGACAGUGUGCAUGUGAUUGUCAUUUUUAUUUCACCACCAUAAAACCCUUAAGCACAACAGCAACAAAGCAGACGGACCAAAAGUUAUUUAUGAUGCUAGGGGAGAAAAAAAUUUCUAAACCCAUAGGCACACUGAAAACAUAAAUAACUCACUGCAGUUACUCUACAUAUGAGAAAAUAGAGUGUAUUUAACAUGAACACUUGCUCUUGGUGUCAGAGUCACACAAAGAAAGUAAUUUAGUGCAGAAGUGUUGAUGUAUGUUUCAGUAGGUUUUUUUAUAUUCAUAUUUACAGGAGUUGCUAAAUUUAUUUAAAGCUUAUAAAACUAACCCAUUGGGAAAAGAAAAAUCCCUACUGACUUUUCACUCUUAAAGCUUAUAUUGUAUAGGGCUUACACUCGUAUAGAUAAUUGCUACGCACCUGCUUUAUACAGAAGCAACAUCAGGGACUUUCCUGCUUAUUUAAGGACUUUCUCUAAAAUAGUAGCCUUUUGGAGAUAGCGUCUUUUCCCUUUAACACUGAAAUUGUCUGGUCAUGGAGUUGUAAAACUCCAAUGGUUUAAUUUAAGUUUAGAAAGAAUCUAAUUGCAUAUUAAAUUAUUAUUCUGUCUAUUUAUACUGCCACAUGAAUAGCUAUAUUUUCUUUCACUUUUGACAUUUAGGAUAAAAAGCCAUAUGUAUCAUAAAUAUUGGAUGUAAGUCAUUAAAAACUGCCUUCCUGGGACUUUUACGUCUUUAAAAGGUGAAUUAGUCACCUUAUGUACAGAAUAAAUAAUGUUCAGAAAAGAGCAAGCAUUUUUCUAUGCUUAAGUAUCAGAUCUCAAGUGACUUUGUUCCUUUCCCCAGAUGGUAGUUUAACUUUUCCAAGAUAGAGUGGUGAUAUAAAUCUUCCAACAAGAGUCCUAAUAUGUGAAGAACCUCUAGAAAUCCUGCUCCAUGUUCUAGCUGGUUCAUUUCAACAGGUGCAUGCCAGUACGGAGGAAGACAGGGGAAGACAACUGAGUGCCUUUAAGGUCUUUCCCAUUUGGGAAGAAAAAUCACUGUGUCCUAGAGAGCUAAUGAGCAAAGCAAGCGGGCUGGGGAGGAAAUAUUUGCUGUGCUGAGGCAUCAUGUUCUAGACACUUGCUAGAAUUUGGUUCUUGCAGAUUCUCUGCAAUGACACACCUAGACAAACAAAAACUGUGGCAGGGAAUUAAAUUCAGUAGUGAACAGGAACCUAUUCUAGAUAAGCAUAGAAAUGAUACUUCAAGCUUGUUUUUAGAAUUUCAAAUUCCAGCCUUCUGAAAUACAGAACUGUGUCUAGCUGGUAUGAAGAGUUUCCCAGGGUAGGGAGGCCAGAAACAUGUGCCACAUUCCCCGGCCACCCAGCAAGAAAGCAUGCAGACAGGGAAUAAAUACUUGGAUGUGGGCAUGAUUAGCAUUUUAACUGCCAACCCAGACAAGGUGCUUUUAUGGUUAGUGUUGUUUUCUACCCUUCCCUUCCCAAGCAUGAUAAUUCUGAAGAUUUGCUUGCUGUGUGAAUUGACAAUGAAGCCAAGCACUUUUACUGACAAAACCUGGAACCAUAUUAAGUGGGCUGCAGAGAGCACCACUGUGCAGUGUUAAGCAUAAUGA